Messenger RNA from Ambispora gerdemannii, 4803 nucleotides. The record is from the annotation of a GenBank genome assembly. NCBI's taxonomy places the organism in Eukaryota, Fungi, Glomeromycota, Glomeromycetes, Archaeosporales, Ambisporaceae.
AUGGCCUCUACACUUCCGGUAUUAUGUCUUCACGAGAUAUUUCAAUUGUUGAUUGACGAUCCAAGAACAUUACACUCUUGUCUAUUAGUGAAUAGACACUGGUGUCAUAAUGCAGUCUCAUAUUUAUGGCGAACACCAUUUCAAUGCACGGACGCAAGUUACUCUUCAUCGGUCUCACUUAUCAACGCUUUGCUCUCGAGUCUCCCCGAUGAGGAUAAGGAAAGAAUAGGAAUCGAAGAUAUAGACACAGCCGCAUUUUCAUAUGCAAACUAUUUAAGACAUUUAGACUUUGUGAACUUGGCACGAGCAACUUCUGAUUGGCGUAGCGCAAGUUGCGUUCAAGCAUCUCCACAAUCCGUAUUGCAAAUAUUGUGUCGUCAUAUAUUAGCUAGUGAUGCAGUAUUCUUUGACUUACAAUUGGACUUUGAUACUUCACUAGAUGAUUAUGAUUGGAGCGAAGACGAUUGGAGGUUUUUCCAUUUCCCUGGAGCUGAUCGUUCUUUAUCACAAUUAAGAACACUAAGCUGUUUCGGGGCUUAUGAUCCGACACUUCUAUUAUCGGCAUCAGCUCUAUGCACGAAAAUCGAAUCAAUUGAGGUCUCAUUAGACACUUUUGGAUGGACUAGAUAUCAACGUGGUGAACUGAUGAUUAAAGCUGGAGCAGAGACGUUAGUCACAUUGAUAACUAAGCAAGAAAAUCUAGAACGAUUCCAUCUUCAAGAUUGUCCUUUUCGUGGAUACGCUAUUGAUUUGAGUAAUAUUUUUAAUGCAUUAAAAUCGGCCCAAGACACUCUUCGUCAUGUACAAUUCUCAACCAUCGAUAUUCGAGGUUACCCAUUGUUGGAUGUACUUGGGCAAUGCAAUAAUCUCGAGUCAAUUGUAUUUAACAGAUGCCAAAAUAUUGGUAAAUGUGCAAACAAGAAACCAACUACUCCCUAUUUCCCGAAUCUGAAAACACUUACACUUGACAAGACAUUUGUUUCCGUGCCGACACUUCGAGCAUUUGCCGUAAAUGCCGGCCACAGUUUAGAAGAAGUGUUGUUACGCGACGAAGGAUACCAAGAAAAUUGGAGUGCUGUUCAAGUAUUCGCCGUAAAUAAUCCAAACAUCAAGAAAUUUCAAGUGCAUGGUGUCAUUACUGAACUGCAACAAAUUUUACGAAUGGUCAAAGCUUGGCGUCAACUCGAAUCUUUGUCGAUUAUGCACACUAAAGAUGACGAGAGUGAGGACGAUGAGUUAUACGAGGCUGAUUAUUUCAUUGUAGAUCUCGGGGCAGCUAUACCAAGCACAUUGGAACACUUAACGAUACAGCUUGACUUGGAAUUUACCGCAGAAUCUCUAUUGCGAUUCUAUCAGAAUUGUCAAGCCCCGUUAAAGACAUUUGAAUUACCUGCCACCCAAAGUAUUUCGGAUGAUCAUUUAAGAGUGAUUUCGGAAUACUCACCUAACACUUUGGAACAUUUAAAUAUUAUCAAGGCAACAAAUAUCACCGAACGUGCCAUUCGUGCUGCUAGAGCUGUUGUCCCAAAUAUCACUUGUUCUUUCUAUUUGGCGAACCACAACCUGAUUUAUCGUGAUCAUGUAAGAAGAAUACUUGGAAAUUUCUUUCCGAGCUGGAAAGGCCCGCAACCUGAGCCAGAGCCAAUACCGCCAGAAGAAGAGCCAGAGGACGAGGGGGAGAGCGAGUACGACAUCGCCGAUGAAGGAAAUACAUCAACUGAAAAUGAGCCGAGUGAUGAUUCUGAAUUCGAACAUGAGGAAAAACUAGAUCCAGCAAUAUCAUUUAAAAUGAUUGAGAAUCCACUACCAAAAAGAAUAACAGAGUCUGGAAGACUCCCGGGCCCAAGUCAAUGCAUCGAUUAUCUUACUGAUAUUCCUCAGAACUAUCCUCAGAGACACGACCCUCUUGCUAUGUUUGAGGAUAUCGAAGAUCAAAUUAGUGAUGUUUAUAGAAAAGAGUUACCACGUCUAGGAGGCCUUAAAGUAAAGAUUGUACUUAUAGCUCACAUGUAUCGUUUUGUACAAGGAAAUAGAUUUGCGCAUCGAAUUGAUGCAAACAUAGCAUUUCCAAGUGAAAUCUUAGAUAUAACACGUCAAGACCACAUUGAUCUAAUAAUUUCACGACAGUAUCAUGAAAUCUUGGAUAAAAUCGAUGAAAUGGAACACAACCCAAAUUCUGGCUGGACUUAUGAAUAUGCAUACCAACCACUUCGAGGUAGCUCACAUUUUGCUUUACCUGAGGUAUGGGCAAAACCACAACUUGGGAUAAUAAAUCCCCAAGAUACAGAUAAAAAGUGUUUCGAAGUAUGCAUGAAAGCUCGCUUAGCAAGUGAAGAAGCUCGUAGAAUGGGUCGUAUCGAUUUUCCAGCUACAUUACGAGAUAUUGAUAAGUUUGAAGAGAAUAAUCCAACUUAUGCAAUAAAUAUUUUCAUUCCAGCAUACAUGGAAAAUGAUAGAGAAUUGCGAACUGCAAAACUUGAGCCACUUCGCAUUUCUGAGUACAAUUACCAGAGAGAUUACAUGGUAGACCUAAUAUUAUUUACGGAGGAAGAAAAUCUCGGGGAUCGUCGUAAUAUUAACGAUAUACCAGAAGGGUUAAAUACGCAUUACUGUUUAAUCAAUGGAGAGGAAGGCUGGAACCGAAUUAUGCGUAGUUGGAAUAAGUUUCAUGAACGUAAAUACUUUUGUCAGCAUUGUAUGAUUGCACCAUUCUCGAGACUAGAUCUACUUGAAAAUCACAGACAAUAUAACUGUCAUGGACGAAACAAUCAAUAUGCGGGGCAGAGAGAGGAUUUCCCAAAAAAGGGUAAACAUAUAAGUAAAUUUGAGAAAUAUAAAGCAAUGGAGGACGCGCCAUUUAUAUUUGUUAAAGAUCUCGAAGCUGAUAGUGAGGCAAUAGAAAAUAAUAUCAUUGAUGAAAAUACAAAUACCAUAAAGCUUCAAAAACAGCAACCAAAUAGUUUUGGUUAUACUUUAAUACAAAAGGAUGGAAAACUUAUAAAAGAGGUUAUCAGACGCACGCCAAACUCGAUUGCUGAAGCAUGGGAGAGCAUGCAACAGGAUUUAGAAGAAAUUAUUAUGCCAAUACUGCGCGCAUCCCAGCAUGGGUGUGUUAAGAUCAAAUGUGAAGGUACUGGCGAGAACCCAAAAGAGAUUAUGUAUCGUACAGAAGAGUUAGACAAAGAAGAAAAAUUUUUCGAUAUAGUUACCAAAUGUUACAUCUGCAAGGGACGCCUUCAAAUAGAAGAAAAGCAAAAUAAACCUGAUGAGAUCAAAAUUCCAAUAUUAUAUCAAGGAGGUAAGCAUUAUGACAUUCACCUUGAGCUGCGAGAACUUGGUCUAGUUACUGAUGACAAGAUCGAAAUAAUUGCAAAUAAUAUGGAGAACUAUAAAUUUAUCGACUCUUGUCAAUUCCAAUUUCCAUCUUUAGAAAAGGAGCGUUAUGAUCAUGUCAAAAAGUAUGGAAAGAGGCGAAAUUACUUCCGAAUGUCAAUGAAAAAAGUUUGCGGACUUGAUCCGGUCAAUUAUAUUACACUACCAUCAUAUGCAUAUGAUGGGCAGGAGGAUAUGCACGAAUUUUUCCAACGAUGGACGCGUGGUGGGAAUUCAAUGGCACCUCGUCGUAUUGCUCGAGCAAAUUUUCCAGGAAUGAAAGGAUAUGAUAAGCGGAAAGCUAACAAAUGGAUUUUAUAUCUAGAUGCUAAUAAUUUAUAUGUGUGGGCUAUGUCUCAAUAUCUGCCUACUGGUGGAUUUCGUUGGCUCGACCUGAACAAUUUGCCUGAUAUUCGAACCAUUUCUCCAACGUCUAAACGAGGAAAACGUCGAGUAGUUAAGCGUGUAGAGUUUAGUCCUUAUCAAAAUAAAGAUUUAAUUGACGAAUUGAGUAGAGGAAAAUUCGCAGAAACAGAAGAACUCGUCGCCACAUUGGAGACAAAAGAUCACUAUAUUCUCCAUUACCAAAACCUCCAGCAAUGUCUUGCCCUAGGAAUGCGACUAGUACAUGUAUAUCGAAUAAUGGAAUUCGACCAAUCUCCAUGGCUUGAGCCAUAUAUUAAUGCUAAUACACUUCGACGGCGUGACGCUAAAAAUGCAUUCGAAAAGGACCUAUGGAAGUUGAUGAAUCAUGCUGUCUUUGGUAAGACUAUGGAGGAUGUUCGACGUCGCACACGGGUCGAUUUAGUACGUCAAAUAGGUGAGGAGAAUCGUCUUCGAAAAAUGCUUGCAGAUCCAGCAUUGGUUGAACGCAAGAUCUUUUAUGGCUCAAAUCUUAUUGCAGUACAUCGAAGACAAACACAUGUUAUACUGAAUAAGCCUAUAUAUGUAGGAGCAACGAUUCUAGAUCUAAGCAAAUUCUUUAUGUAUGACUUCUGGUAUGGCCAUAUCAAACGAAAAUAUGGUAAUCGAGCAAAACUCUGUUAUACAGAUACAGAUUCAUUGAUUAUCGAAAUUGAGACGGAAGAUGUAUAUGCCGACAUGGUUGAAGAUGCAAAUCUACGAUUUCAACGGCUCACGAGAAUUAAAAAACAAGAAGAAAUUGAGGAUUUAACUAAAAAUGUACAAAAAGCAAAAGGAAUAGAAGAUGAACCCAGAACAGCACAAUUUCUACGAUGUGAACGAUUUGUGCCAUACAUAAUCCAGCAGACAAAAAAGAGUAUUAACCCACUCGAUUCAAAAAGAUGGAUCUUAAGCAACCGGAUCACAACUUGGGCAAUAGGAGAUUGUCGAAUUCCAAUGUAUUUAACCGCAUUAGAGCAAUAUGGGAAUAAUAUACCUCGAGAAAUACUGGCAGACAUGGGUUUAUAG